Nicotiana attenuata is the source of this 1180-nucleotide messenger RNA. Its product is annotated as bidirectional sugar transporter SWEET12-like. The record is from RefSeq and is a predicted model, not a curated record. Gene Ontology annotation, biological process: carbohydrate transport. The coding region runs from base 51 to 935 and encodes 294 amino acids. The transcript has 6 exons. Gene Ontology annotation, molecular function: sugar transmembrane transporter activity. Gene Ontology annotation, cellular component: membrane. NCBI's taxonomy places the organism in Eukaryota, Viridiplantae, Streptophyta, Magnoliopsida, Solanales, Solanaceae.
GAAUUAUCUCUUCACUAGUGAGGAAUUUCUGUUUAUUGUGUUCAGAAGAGAUGAUUCAUUUGGCUUUUACAUUUGGCCUCCUAGGCAACAUUGUCUCCUUCAUGGUCUUCCUUGCACCAGUGCCAACGUUUUACAAAAUUUACAAGAAGAAAUCAACGGAAGGUUUCCAAUCAGUUCCUUACGUGAUUGGUUUAUUCAGUGCCAUGCUUUGGAUUUACUAUGCAUUUCUCAAACCUGAUACCACUCUUCUCAUUACCAUUAACUCUGUUGGCUGUUGCAUUCAAUCUUUCUACAUUUGCUUCUUCCUAUUUUAUGCCACAAAGAAAGCUAAGAUGGACACAGUGAAGCUGCUUCUUCUGCUGAAUUUCUUUGGACUGGGAUUAAUCAUUUUGUUAACUCAAUUUCUUGCAAAAGGUUCCAACCGUGCUCAGAUAGUUGGAUGGAUUUGCCUUAUUUUUUCCUUGUGUGUGUUCGUUGCACCUUUGGGUAUUGUUCGACAAGUUAUAAAGACCAAAAGUGUGGAGUACAUGCCAUUUCUCCUAUCAUUUUUCUUGACAUUAAGUGCCGUUAUGUGGUUUUUCUAUGGUCUACUACGCAAAGAUUACAAUAUUGCUAUUCCAAACGUGCUGGGAUUCACCCUUGGAGUGCUCCAAAUGGUGCUUUACGUGAUUUACAAGAACGCGAAGAAGGUCACAAAAGAAGUAAAAAUAGCAGAAAAAGAAAAUACAGUAACAAUUGUGGAAGAGCAUAAGAUUUCUGAGGACAAAUUAAAAGAGCAGAUUAUUGAUGUUGUGAAGUUGAGUGCAAUGGUGUGUUCAGAAAUAAUUCCAAUAGUUCCUGAGCUGAACGAAAUUAAUAUGCCUCAACUCAGUGGGAUUAUUAAUGGAGAGAAGAUAAAGCCAAAGGAAACCAUAGAGGCCUCUGUUGAAGUCUGAACCUGCAGCUAAUUAAUAUGAUAAUGGCUUGGUUAAUUAAGUGAUAUUAUUAUCUAACUAAUGUUAUUGAUCAUGUUAUGUAUUCCAGAUAUUAUUUCAUAGCUAGGUCCUCACUAAGUGUAAUUUAGGCAGGGCAAAAGCUCUGAUUGUGUGUGCCUAAGUUAAUUAAUUAUGUCUUUUAUCUUUUGAUUCUAUUCGAUUUGUAGCUAAAAUAUUAUCUAUUAAUGAAUCUUUCAGUUCCAACA